This is a messenger RNA of Acyrthosiphon pisum (pea aphid), 1332 nucleotides long. RefSeq lists its product as uncharacterized. The coding region runs from base 120 to 581 and encodes 153 amino acids. The transcript has 2 exons. NCBI's taxonomy places the organism in Eukaryota, Metazoa, Arthropoda, Insecta, Hemiptera, Aphididae. The record is from RefSeq and is a predicted model, not a curated record.
UUCUAUAGGUAGUCGGACCGUACAGAGAACGAGAAGAUCACGUGGAAAACGGUGAUGCCGGUGUACAAGUUCCGAGGGAUGAACUUUUGUUGGAAGAGAACAUUGAGGUAGUUGAAGUCAUGAUGGACAAUGACAACGUUGAGGUAAUUGAGGUCAUGAUGGACAAUGACAACGUUGAGGCAGGCGAAGUCGCGAUGGACGACGACAACGUUGAAAUAGUUGUCAUGAACGGAGACGAACAAGUAUCAGAUGAUGAUAACUUUGUUGGUGUUUUCGACCUUUCACCACUGUACGAUAUUGAAGGGGUUGAACAAAUCGCCCCGAUUGUUGCUAGACUGUUGGUAGACCGUCCGGCUGGCGUUCAGCACCCACUACCGGAACCACACAACUUAGGUGCAUUGAAUUACGUAUGCACGUAUUGUAGGGCCCGCCACUUUAAGUGCGAGGAAACAAGCCCGAAUCAUUUUUCAACAUGCUGCAAUGACGGUCUGAUGGCCGUUUCAGGACUGCGUGUGUUGACACCUGCACCGCAUUUACUACAGAGGUUGUUGGUUGAAGAUUCGGUAGAAGGUAGACACUAGGUACCGAAAUAACAUUCGCCGGUACAACAACACUUUGGCAUUUGCUGCGUUCUCUACCGACCUCAACACACGGCGCUUGCCAGGUCGGGGACCGAAUGUGUUCACUGUUCAUGGGCAGGGAUAUUGGACGAUAAGUAAUGACUUGAUCGGGAACGAGCCUAUCCAACGCAGGUACUGUCAGCUGUAUUUCGUCGAAUCCGGGGAGGCAAACCGGAUUCGUAGGGAGCAGCAGCAACUGCUGCCUGCAGCACAACGUCUAUUGCCAAGUGUGCUCGAAGACUUAGACGGCCUGUUACGUGACAUCAAUCCAAUCCAUUCGCACAGGCUUUCGAGUAAUAUAUUAAAUUAAUUUUAAUGAAUAAUCCACAUUUGCAUUACACUACACUACACUACAGACAAACCAUGUUUACAUUGAUUCAUAACAUUGAAAUUUAGUGUCUUAAAAUCGGCUAGCAAGUACCCAUGUCAUUAUUCCAAUUUCCAAAUUAAUUACACUAUUUCAUUUGCCUUAUGUCAGUGUAGAUUUACCUGCCUACUUAAACUAUUCAUUUAUACAUUUUUUACUUUGCUUGCAUUCAUACAUUUUCAAUUAGUUACAAAUACUUUAAUGAGUAACUAGAAAAAGAUACAUUCUUAUUCGCUAUCACAACACAUUAUUGCCUAAAUAUAUUAACAACGUUUAGUCAUAAAUUAAAAGUUAAGUUUAUUUUGUUCAUACUCAGUUACUGAUACUUGGUAGGUAAACAGAAAA